Molecule: messenger RNA, 870 nt
Organism: Alternaria hordeiaustralica
Lineage: Eukaryota; Fungi; Ascomycota; Dothideomycetes; Pleosporales; Pleosporaceae
Exons: 2
Coding region: 1-870 (289 amino acids)
Source: RefSeq, a predicted model, not a curated record
AUGGCGGAACAACAAAUCUUCAGAGCGAAGCGCGAUCGCGAGCAAGUCCGUCAGAUUGCGUCCAAACUAUACGCUAAAGUGCCCCGAGAGGUACGAGAUGAAGUAUACCGGUACAUUGUUGCUGACUGCGAGACAAUGUAUUUUGGAUCCGGUCUGGGUGGUCUUAGUACGGCAUCUGAUGAAGAAUUUGUCACAUCAGACUACAAGGUAUUUUGCCCAUCUUACGUGGGCUACGAGGUUGCACGCGAAGCGGCGGAAUGCUACUAUGCUACCAACGUUUUCGAGGUGGGCACUCAAGCCAUCUCGCCAGAUUGGGCUUCAAAACGUCCGGGCUUACCGCAGUUGAUGCCGCUACUGGCAGAGGACUGUUUCAACCUGGGUGUACUGCCGUACAAGUUUAUCCGGCAGAUAUACAUCAGGAUCGUAGUCACUGAUAUCUGCCCGAGAAUGCCAAUUGGAUCCGAGGAACUCUUGUGGAGAGAACUAUCGAAUCUCGGUAAUUCACACAGUGACCUAGAGUCUGCGCUUUCGCUCGUGGAACAUAAAGCUAAGCUUGACGUUCGAGUUCAGAUCUCGCCCGACGAACCUCGAUGGUAUGGGGAAGCAAGAACGGAGUGGAAAGACUCUGGGCUGGACGAGAUGGAGAUUUCGCAGCGUAUCGGGUUCCUGAAUGUGGAGCGUAGCGUUCUUAACGUGUUGGAGGCAAUGAGAAAACCUCUUUACGAUCUGAAAUACGCUGGCUCUUCUAUCACAAUUAUGUGCCAGACGAUGUCGAGUGAGGAUGAUCGGAAGAUGCAAGGACUAUUUUACCUCACCGAAGAGGAUUGGCAAAAGGUCAGUCUGCACAUAUCUCAUGUGAGACCAUGCUAA